AUGGCCGAAUCGCACCACGAUAUCCAAAGCAUACUCGCUGCAUUAGCUGCCCAGCGCCCGCCUGCUGGAGCUUCAUCGCAAACUCCGCCUGGUCCGCCGGGACAGCCAUACCCUCCUCCAUCCUCAUCUGCUCAGCCUCCUCACUAUCAAGCUUCUCCUUCAGGCGGCGCCCCUGCCUCCGGUGGUCCGCCUGGCCAUGGACUCCCAGCCCCAGCAUCCAGCGGCAACGUUGAUCUGAGCGCCAUCCGUCCAGUCACCUCGGGCACCGUGAAUUUCGAUGACGUCGUAUCCAAGGCACGGGCAUACGCUGCCGACAAUGGCGCCACGUCUUACGAUCGACCACUCGUCUACGGCACGGAGUCUCGUAGCAACGACCGUAAUUAUCGACGUUCGAGGUCCCGAUCCCCUCGUGGAGAGCACAGAGAUGACCGUCGGGGCGGCGUUGGCCGCGAUUAUGGCCGAGAUCGCUCCUACUCGCCGCCUCCUAGAGGUCGCUUCUCGCCUCGUGGAGGUGGGGGCGGGGGACGGGACAGAUCGCCGCUGCGCGGAGGAGAUGACAAUUCAGAGACGAUCCAAAUCGAGUCCAGCCUUGUGGGCUUGAUCAUUGGUCGACAAGGCGAAAACUUGCGUCGUAUCGAGGCGGAUACAAAUUGCCGCGUGCAGUUCCUUGCUGCAACUGAUGGCGGCCCCUUCCGCCAGUGCAGAAUUUCGGGUCCACGACCGCGUCGUGCUGAAGUCAAGGAUGCCAUCAACCGAAUCAUAGAGGACAGUGGCAUGGGUGCCUUGAACCGGCCCGCCCAGGAUAAGAAUCGUGACCCCAAGGGUGGCGCGGCCGCGCUGCGAGAUGGUGAAGACCACAUGCAAAUUAUGGUCCCUGAUCGGACCGUCGGUUUGAUCAUUGGCCGUGGAGGCGAGACCAUUCGCGAUCUUCAAGAAAGGUCCGGUUGCCACAUCAACAUCGUAGGAGAGUCGAAGAGCGUGAACGGAUUGCGCCCUGUCAACCUCAUCGGCACGGUGGAGGCUGCCGCUCGUGCCAAAGAUUUCAUCAUGGAGAUCGUGGACAGCGACACUAGAGGUGAUGGUCCUGCUGCAAAGAAGGCCACUGCUGUCGCUGUCCCUCGUUCUGAACCACCACCCAGGGAUGUUGGUGGCAGUGCUGGGUCGGACAAGGUCAACGAUUCCGUCCAUGUUCCGUCCGAUGCCGUUGGUAUGAUUAUCGGCAAGGGCGGUGAGACGAUCCGGGAGAUGCAGAAUUCCACCGGAUGCAAGAUCAACGUGGCCCAGUCCUCUGGGCCGGGCGAGACUCAGAGAGAGAUUGCCCUCAUUGGUACUCGGGAUAGUAUCGCUCGUGCCAAACUUGCCAUCGAAGAGAAGGUUGAUGCCGUGAGACAAAAGAGCGGAAGCGGCGGUCCUCCGCGCGGCCGUGGACACCAAGAUCUUGACCGGCCUUCGUAUUCGCAAGGCCCUGAAACGUCGUCUGCUAACCCACCACCAGCCUCUUCCGGAGACGCGUCAGACCCGUACGCCCAAUAUGGCGGAUACCAGAAUUACGUUGCCCUGUGGUACCAGUCCCUGAUGUAUCAACAACAACAGCAAAAUGGCGACGGGUCCCCCGCUGGUGCCCCAGCUCCCCGCUCUUAA
Molecule: messenger RNA, 1641 nt
Organism: Metarhizium album ARSEF 1941
Lineage: Eukaryota; Fungi; Ascomycota; Sordariomycetes; Hypocreales; Clavicipitaceae
Product: far upstream element-binding protein 2
Exons: 4
Coding region: 1-1641 (546 amino acids)
Biological process (GO): regulation of gene expression
Cellular component (GO): nucleus; cytoplasm
Molecular function (GO): mRNA binding
Source: RefSeq, a predicted model, not a curated record